Messenger RNA from Anguilla rostrata (American eel), 1284 nucleotides. It is a transcript of the gene mtch2, whose product is annotated as mitochondrial carrier homolog 2. Gene Ontology annotation, cellular component: mitochondrion; membrane. The record is from RefSeq and is a predicted model, not a curated record. NCBI's taxonomy places the organism in Eukaryota, Metazoa, Chordata, Actinopteri, Anguilliformes, Anguillidae. The transcript has 13 exons. The coding region runs from base 73 to 978 and encodes 301 amino acids. Gene Ontology annotation, biological process: positive regulation of apoptotic process.
CGUGACAUCUCAAUAUCUUAUGCCCUUUCCGCCUUCUACAGCUUUGAAGGAGGUUGCCUAUUUUCCCCCAUCAUGGCGGACACGCGUGUCCAGGUGCUGCUGGGAACAGGACUUACUGUCCUUUCCCACCCGCUUAUGUAUGUGAAGGUGCUAGUUCAGAUUGGACAUGAACCUCUGCCUCCUACUGUAGGAAGAAAUAUAUUUGGUAGACAGAUCUACCAGCUGCCAGGACUUUUUUCAUAUGCGAAACACAUCGUGAAGAUUGACGGGAAGGCGGGGCUGUUCAGCGGCCUGGUGCCCAGGCUCUGCGCCGGGACCAUAGGCACCGUCGUCCACGGCUCCGUCCUGCAGAGAUGCCAGGAAGGAGGCCAAGCUGAGGAACAUGGGAUCUGUGAAAAGGCAGAAGAAGGAUCUCUGAAGCAUGUCGUAAAUGAGACCACCAAAGAGAUGAUUGCCCGCUCCUGUGCCACGAUCGUCACGCACCCUUUCCACGUGAUCACUCUAAGAUGUAUGGUCCAGUUUGUAGGCCGAGAAACCAAAUACAGCGGCGUAUUUGACUCCAUCUCCACAAUCUACAGGGAAGAAGGAAUUCUGGGAUUUUUUGCGGGGAUGAUCCCGCGUCUCCUCGGCGACGUGCUGUCGCUGUGGAUCUGCAACAUGCUGGCCCACCUCAUCAACACCUAUGCAAUAGACAACUCGAUGAAUCACAUGGGCGAGAUCAAGAACUGCUCCCAGACCGUGACAGGGUUCUUUGCCAGCAUGCUGACCUAUCCAUUUGUGCUGGUGUCCAACCUAAUGGCUGUCAACAACUGCGGUCUGGCAGGUGGCCUCCCCCCUUAUGCUGCUGUGUAUCCCACCUGGCUGGACUGCUGGAGACACCUGAGCUUAGAGGGAAACAUGAGCAGAGGCAACAGUCUCUUUUUCCGGAAGGUUCCAGCAGGGAAGCUGUACGCGCUCGACCAGAAGAGAUUGUUUUAAAAGGGGGGUGGGGCAGCGGACAGCCUAGCAGCAUCUUACAAUAAUAAAAAAAAGAAAAAAACAGUCAAUUGGAACUAAUGGGUUGUAUCUAAUUUGUAUGCAUUUGUUGACAAUGAUGUGCUGGAAUUUUUUUAACGAUGUCGAACUGCCACCGGCGAAGACGACAUUUUCACGUUAUUUUACAGAAACACGAGCUGCAUCGAUGAAGUCGAAAAGAGCUUUAUUUUAAUAAUAUUUAGGCAUUUGUGUAAAUAAUACUGCAGGACAACAACGGAAUUCAACUUAAUAAACAAUGGUUUAAAUUCA